GCAUCUUUAAGUAUGUUGAAAAUGAAAUCACCUUCUUUCAUGAAUAUGCAUGUGAUGGAACUCUUCGUCAAUAUUUAGAGCAAAAUUUUUGCACUAUUGAUUGGAAUGAAAGAUUACAUCUUGCAAAACAGCUUGUUAAAGAAAAUGAAAAUAAUCAAGAGAGUAUACUAGAUAUAACUUCACUACCUGCUUUAAAUAUAAAAUAUGAUCAUGGUGGAUUAAGGCUUUAUGAUUUAAAUCAAUUAUUUAUAACCCAGUUCGAUAAACAAGGAAUCUCUGGAAAUACUACAUGCUCAAUAAUUUAUUAUAUAGAAAGCAUUAUUGGAUUUUUUUAUGAAUAUGGAAUUGGGACAGAUGUUAAUCACUACAUGGCAUAUGAUAUGUAUAGUAAAGCGGUUAAAGAGAUUUGUGUCCCUUUAAAUGAACAAGAUAAUUUAUUAAACAAUUUAUUAAAAGAAAAUCAACGUAUUGGAUUAAUUUCUCUAGGUUUAUUAUAUAAAUAUGGAAAAGGAAUUGAAGUUAAUCAACUCAAAGCAUUUAGAUUAUUUCUAAAAUCGGUUUCUAAGGGUUCUAUAUUAGGAAUAGGAAACGCAAAAGCACAAACUAUAGUUGGUUAUUGUUAUCAAUAUGGUGAAGGUAUUUAUGAAAGUAAUAAGUUAGCUUUCGAUUGGUAUACAAAAUCUGCAAAAAAUGGAAAUACUUUAGGCUUAGUCCAUCUUGCCGAAUGUCAUCUAAAUGGUAUAGGAAUUCCUAAAAAUAAGCAACAAGCUUUUCAAUAUUAUUUGGAAUCAGUUAACGGAGGAAGUGAAUUAGGUAAAAACAAUCUUGCUUUUUGUUAUCAAAAAGGUGUAGGAACUCCUAAAAAUGAUAAAAAGGCUCAAAAACUAUUGGAUAUGCCUACUUAUUAUCGAUAUAAACAUUUUAAUGUUUUAUAUAAAUAA
Racocetra persica is the source of this 941-nucleotide messenger RNA. The record is from the annotation of a GenBank genome assembly. Lineage: Eukaryota; Fungi; Glomeromycota; Glomeromycetes; Diversisporales; Gigasporaceae.